This is a messenger RNA of Coffea arabica (coffee), 597 nucleotides long. The record is from RefSeq and is a predicted model, not a curated record. Lineage: Eukaryota; Viridiplantae; Streptophyta; Magnoliopsida; Gentianales; Rubiaceae.
AUGGAGCAGAUACUGGCUGAGGCCGCUCAAUCAGGAGACAUAAACGCCUUAUAUGAUUUACUCCGGCAGGAUCCAACCCUUCUGGAUAAAUAUGAUGAGCCAUCAUUUGUGGAUACGCCUGCACACAUAGCAGCAGCUGCUGGCUCCACCCACUUUGCCAUUGAAGUCCUAAGCUUAAAGCCCUCUUUCAGCACGAAGCUCAACCCGGACGGGUAUAGUCCACUGGACUUGGCACUGAGACAUGGAAAAACCCAAACAGUUAAACGGCUCAUUAAGCACGAUCCUCAGUUCAUUCGCGUCAAAGGAAGAGAGAGGUUCACGCCAUUGCACUAUGUAGCUGAAGUGGGUGACGCUGAGCUUUUGGCUGAAUUUCUAGAGGCAUGCCCGGAGUCCACUCAAGAUUUGACUAUUCGUGGAGAAACGGCUGUUCAUAUUGCUGCGAGAAAUAUGAAUGUCAGAGCUUUACAGGUGCUCUUGAGUUGGGUCAAGAGAAAUAAUAAGGAACGCAUCUUGAACUGGACAGAUGAGAAUGGAGAUACUGCCUUGCAUAUUGCAGCCUCUAGAAACAACUUUGAGAAGCAAAGUACAUUAGCUUAA